Molecule: messenger RNA, 7189 nt
Organism: Pelmatolapia mariae (spotted tilapia)
Lineage: Eukaryota; Metazoa; Chordata; Actinopteri; Cichliformes; Cichlidae
Gene: rpgra
Product: retinitis pigmentosa GTPase regulator a
Exons: 14
Coding region: 62-5344 (1760 amino acids)
Source: RefSeq, a predicted model, not a curated record
CUACCUAAUCAGCAGGGAGCCGCAGGGUGAGGAGGUGUGAGGGAGACAGCCAGCAGUGAAGAUGACCGGGCAGACCGAUGUCGAGAUACCGGAAACAGGAGCCAUCUUCACAUUUGGAAGGACCAGCUUUGCUGAUAAUGUUCCCAGCAAGUUCUGGCUGAAGAAUGACCAUCCAAAGCACAUGUCAUGUGGCGGAGAGCACUCUGCUGUUAUCACAGAAAAUGGGAGGUUGCUGAUGUUUGGUGGCAACACGUGGGGCCAGCUGGGGUUGAGAUUUAAGCCUAGUGCCAGGAAACCAAUCUCUGUGAAAGCCUUGAAGUCUGAGAAGGUGAAGCUUGCAGCUUGUGGGAGAGACCACACAAUUGUUUGCACAUUUCAUGGCAGUGUAUACAGUGCAGGUAGCAACCAGGACGGGCAGCUGGGUUUGGGCCAUUGUGACAAGUCUGCAUACUUUCACCUGCUCCGCCCCUUCUGCGACUGGGCACCAAUCAAAAUGCUUUCUGCAGGAUGCAACACCUCAGCUGCCUUAACAGAGGAUGGGAGGCUGUUCAUGUGGGGGGACAACUCUGUGGGUCAGAUUGCUUUCGGGGACGAGGGAUUUGCCGCAGAACCCAGAGAGGUCCACGUUGGAGAAGCAGUCAUAUGGGUGUCCUGUGGGUACAAGCACUCAGCUUUUGUGACAGUUUAUGGUCGUCUCUACACGUUUGGUGAGAGUGCAAAUGGAAGACUCGGUCUUCAGGAGGAGCAGCUGGCCAAUCACAGAGUUCCUCAGCAGGUGCAGGGAGUCCUGGGUCAUGUCACCCGAGUGUGCUGUGGAGGAGAGCACACAGUGGUCCUCACAGAGAAGAACGUGUACACAUUCGGCAGGGGUCAGUACGGUCAGCUGGGCCACGGAACAUUUCUGUUUGAGGUUCAUUUGCCAAAAGCGCUGCAGCACUUUUGUAACAGCAAGGUCAGACACAUCGCGUGUGGAGAGAACCACACCGCUGUGGUCACAGACAGCGGGCUGCUGUACACGUUUGGUGAUGGUCGUCAUGGAAAACUCGGGUUAGGGGAGGAAAACUUCAUCAACCAGUUCAGCCCAACACUCUGCACACGUUUUCUUCAGUACGCUGUUCAGUCAGUGUCCUGCGGUGGUCACCACAUGCUGGUCCUGGCUACACCCAGGCCAGCAGAGAGCCAAGAAGUGGUGCCAGAGAAGGAUGUCUUAAUCACAGACUACUUUCUGGAGUCAGUUUUUACCAAAAACAUCUUUAAAAACAAGUUCAUCAAUCCAACUCCACCAUCACCACUCUCAGCCCUCUCAGCCCGGGCACGCCACCGAGACAGAGUUCGUUCUGUGGAGUUGUUUGGGGAUAAGUUUCAGAGCCUCCCACGGCUUAACUCUGACUUUCUCAACACAUCUCGGCAAACAUCCAGAAAUUCCCUAACUCUGAAAACCCUUUCAAAGGAUGCUACUACCCCUUCAUCAUCCCCUAAACCAAAAUCAGAGGUGACAGGAAGCCCACUUCUCUCCCCCAGAUCUCGAUCCAUAUCCCCUCAGAGUCCACUGUUAUCCUCUAAGGCAUCAAGCCCACAUUCACAAUCAUCAUUCACGCUUCAAAGUAAAGCAUCCACGUCUGCUUCUUCUAAGUCUAAAUGCAAAAAGGUGCCCUCUCCUUUGCUUUUACCAAAGUCUAUAACAAAAUUAAACCCCAGCAGUCCUGUAGCUACUAAAAUGACUGCAAAGCCUAGACUAAACCGAGCAGCAGCCACUAAGAAGCCUCUAAGUAACAAAUUCUCAUCUCCUGUGCCACCUAAAGAGCCCUACACCCCGACUAGACCCCCCAGUAAUGUUUUCAUUAAAAAUCUAAAGGAGGAAGAACAUCCUGCCCCAACACAAACAGAAAAUGUUAAGAGACAAAUAAUCACUGAAGAAGUGGAGGAGAAAGAAGACUUUUCACCAUAUAUGGGAAAGAAAAAGGGCAGAGCUUUUAGACACGCAGUAAAGGAAGCAGAACCAUUUGCACAACAGAUCCAGACCAACGAGAAGACCGACCGAAACUCCCAUAAGGUUUUGCCAACAGAGCUUAUGAAGGGCCCCAGCACCUUGAAGACAGAAGUGUCUCCUCUGAAGAGCACAAAGAAAAAUCACAAAGUGACUUCGAACAGCAAAGAGAACAUCACCAAGGAGUCCAGCAACAUCAAACCUUCAGAAAACAGGCAAGCUCAAAAGCAGCUCCCGCAUUUUAAAUCACCACAUAGCACAAAAACACAACAGACGCUGACAGAUGCACAGGAAAGAGUGACUGAAGUGAAGCACAAGACGAGGAAAACUGAGGAUUUGAGAGAAAGUAAUAAACCGAAUGAAGAGGAUAACAGCUCUCUGAAGAAAGGCUUGACAAGGACCCCAAAAAAGGAGACAAAGAAAUCAUCAUCUUUAGAUCCGAAAUCUCCUUCUAUCAAGGUCAGUAAAGUGAAUCAAGCAGCCAGUCUAGCAUCCACAGAAAAUGCCGUAAAGGAAAAUGAAGCAACUCAGAGGAGAAGUGAUGACGUCAAACCUGUUGAAGUGGCAAGUCGGAGGACACGGCGAGUCAAAUCGACUCUAACAAAAGAUCAGCACAAGGUUAAAUCUGUACCAGGAGUGGAUGCUAAAUUGCCAGCAGCACAGGAAGAAAACACAACACCUUUUAAGGCUGAAACCAAGAAAUCUGUCUCCAGAAAAACACCAUUGCAAGUUAAGGGAAAAUUGCAAGAGCUUAAACCAACAGCAGUCAAGGAUCAAAGUAAAUGUGCAGAAAAUCCCCUCAUUGAAGGUGAAAGCAAAGAAAAGUGUGAGGAAAAUGAGUUAAAAUGUGCCAAAGACACCACUCUGAAGAUGAAAGGUGGAACUGUGGAUGAGCAGAAAUUGUCAAAAAUAAAGGACAAAAAGACGGCAAAGGAAUCUGGUGCUGAACAGAGGGCAAAAACAAAACGAAGAGGAGGAGGCAAGGAAGAGGAAAUCCGAGUUAAAGGUGAGGGGGAUGUUGACUCUGAGAAUAAGAUGAAGGCUAAACCAAAGAGUGAAGCUUCCAGCCUGCUGUCAUCUCAGCAGGAUACUCCUACAGAAGUGAGAGGUAACCCAAUUUCCCCUCAAAGCCCAGAGGUGGAUUCUCUCAGAGCUGCAAAACCCCUGCAAGGCGCUGAGCCUGUUGUUAUGGAUUCCCGUGUUUCUGAAACAGAUGAAGAGGACACUCGGGGCAAGAAUGGGGGAAAAACAAAUUGGGGAGAAAUUCUCAGUAAUUCAGCGUCGCUUCUUCCAGUUGCUGGGAUUGCAGGUGCAGCUAUUGAGGUCCUUUGUGAGGCAGUUACAAGUGUGCAGUCUGACAGUGACAAAGCCACCUCGACACCCUCUAAAACGCUCAGUAAAGUCAGACAAUUCACGAAGCAGAGUGCAGUUACGGAGCCGUCCUUGUGCUCCACAUUGUCACAUUUUUCUUCCUCGAAUGAAACGGAGGAUGGCCUGAAGACAGAUGCUCAAGCUGGUGUUCCAUCGGAAUCUGUAAAUGAAUCCCAAGAAGGAGAAAAUGAUGACAGCAGUCGUGAUCCAUCAGAGGGGGAGGCAGUGAAAGGGGGCCUGUCUGAGCAGAUCAGGGGUGAACACAUGGAAGAUUCACAAAAAGAAGUGGAGGAGAAAUCCGACAAGGCAUCUGGAGAGGAUGAGGAUUCUGAGGAUGGGGGAAAGAAUGAAGAUGAAGAUGUAGAGAGUGGAAGUGAUAGUGAAGAUAAAAGGGAAGAAUGUGAGAGUAGCAGUGAGAAAGAAACAGGAGAGGAGAGCAAUACUGGAGAGGGAGAGGAAGAUAAUGUAUCUGAGGAAGAAGAGGGUGAGGAGAAAACAAGCAGGAGUGAUGAAGAUGAAGGAAGUGAUAAAACUAAUGCUGCUGAAACUGAAGGAGAGAAAGAAAGCAGUAAGAAGACAAGUGACGGAUUGAGUGACUCUGAUGUGAGUGAAGGAGCUGAGGAGGAAGAGGAGGAAGGUGAAAAUGAAGAGUCCAGUGAUGAAGGGAGUAUAGAGGAUAAAGAGGAAGAGAGCAAGAGUGAGGAUGAAGAGAAGAAAAGCGGUGAUGAAUCAGAGAGCGAUGAGUGCACGAACCGAGAGUCAGAGGAAGAGGAGGAGGACGGAGAGGAAGGAGACACUGCAGAAUCUGCCAAAACUGAAGAAGAAGAAAAUGAUGAAGAUGAAGAGGGCGAAACUGAGGAACAAAAUGAUGCCUCCACAGAAAAUGAGGAUGAGGAGAAGGACUCGGUGGAAGAUGAAGAGGCAGAUAAGAGUGAAGGAGAGCAAGACAGUGAUAAGGGAGAGGAGGAAGAAGAUAGCGAGGCUGAUGAAGAGGAACUCCAAGAUGACAAAAGUGAUGAAGAGGAAGAAGGAGGUGAGGAAAGGGAAGAAAGUGAGUCCGUAGGUGAUGGGGAAGCUGAGACAGAAGAUGGAGAGGAUGAGGACAAAGAAGAGAGUGAGGAGGAGGAAGAGUCUGCAGAAGAGGAAGAGAAGGAGGAGGAUGCAGGGGAUGAAGACACAGAAGCUGAGGAAGAAGAGGAAGAGAAGGAGGAGGAUACAGGGGACGAAGACAUAGAAGCUGAGGAAGAAGAGGAAGAGAAGGAGGAGGAUACAGGGGAUGAAGACACAGAAGCUGAGGAAGAAGAGGAAGAGAAGGAGGAGGAUACAGGGGACGAAGACAUAGAAGCUGAGGAAGAGAAGGAGGAGGAUUCAGGGGACGAAGAAACAGAAGCUGAGGAAGAAGAGGAAGAGAAGGAGGAGGAUACAGGGGACGAAGAAACAGAAGCUGAGGAAGAAGAGGAAGAGAAGGAGGAGGAUACAGGAGACGAAGAAACAGAAGCUGAGGAGGAGAAGGAGGAUACAGGGGAUGAAGAAGAAGAAGCUGAGGAAGAGAAUGAAAAACAGACAAGGCUAAGAGGACAAAGGAAAGACAUGAAAGGUAAUGAUGAGGAAACUGAUGAUGAAGAUGAGGAUAGUGAGGAAGAGGGUGAUGAAGAAGAAAGGGAUGAAGAGAAUAAGGAAAAGGGAAAUGAGAAGCAGGAGGAGGAGGAGGAGGCAGAAGAAGAGGGAAUUGAGGAAGAGGAAGAAGGAGAUGAAAAUGAAGAAGAGGAGGGGGAGAAUGAGGAAGAAGAAGAGGAAGACCAAGCAAAAUCAGCAAAGAAAAAAAAAGAGAAGCGACAGAAACCGCCACCAGACAGAAGCAGCAAACAGAAAGAAGCACCCAAACCAGCACCGAGGACCAGGCAGAGAGCUGCAGGGGGGGCGAAAGCUGAGGACUCUCAGCAGUUCUGGAACGACGUCCUGCCUCAAUACCUAGACCUGCAGUGACCACGCCCACAGUGAAGCCACACCCACAAAAAUCUCAGCUAAACACGAGCUUCGUCUGACGUUAUUCUUUAUGCUCUGAAAACACAUAACAAUUGUGUCUAAGCACUUUUUAAAAACCCUUACACUGUCCAAGGCAGUCAAGUCAUUUAUACUACAAUCUAAGUUUUGUCAAGAACUAUUUUCAUGUGCGUAUUGAUACCCAUGUGGUGCUCUGUGUAGAACAACACUAAAGUGGUGUAUUUGGGACUACCUUUGUCAGGAUCCUGGGUCUCCUGACCCAGCGUUUUUAGUUCUUUGUGAUUUUUGUAUUUUGUACUCGUGUGAUUUAUUCUAUGGUUUCUAGUUUUGAUCCCUUGCCCUUCAUGUUUCUCUGUGCCCCCUCUGUUCCGUGUAAGUCUCUGUGUUUCUUAGUUGCUGUCUCCACCGUGUCAAGUUCGCAUCUCUGUGUUAUACUUCCUGUUUUACUUUGAAGGUCUGUGUCUUAUGUGAAUGUGUCCUGCUUUGCUUCCUUGUCUCGUCAGUUCUGAUUUCUCCCAGCUGUGCCCUCCUUCUGUGUCCCAUUCCCCUCGUUACUUCCCAGUGUAUUUAAACCCUGUGUUUCUUUGAGUCAGUGUUGCGUUGUCCCUCAAGCUGUGUGUUUCCUCGUGUGCCUCUCUGUAAAUUGUAGUUCAUAUUUUCCCCAGUUUAGUUUUGUAUGACUUCCCCUGCCAGCAAAUAAAGCUGUGUUCUUUGUGUUUAAAGCUCGUGCCUGAGUGCCUGCAUUUUGGGUCCAACUCCUGCCUUCCACACAGCGCUUCUUGACAACCUUAGCUUAAACCUUAGCUUGAGGGCACUGAAGCCAAAAUGUGAACACAUAGACUUGACAUGACUUAACUGUUUUGCGAAUUUGCUUAUUUUGCACAUGAGAGUGACAUUAAUAUUUAUAAAGAAAACACACUGAGAAUGGCAUAUAAUAAUAAUAAUGAUAUGGAGGUACGACACACUAGGUUCCAAAGAAGCUCAAAAGCUUCAGUUGUUGAAACAAAUGAACGUUUAAGAUAACACGAUAAUGUUCAUUGGACACAUAUAUUUCCAGGGUUCAGUGUAUCUAAUUACGCUGCUAUACUCACGAGUCACUUUAAUAGGCACACUUGGAUGGAUGUAUAGCUAACAAACUGUGAGAUGCCUUCAUGUCAAUGUGGAUCAAAAUCUCUGAGGAAUGCCAUGAAGACAGUCAUUAGCAAAUGUACCUAAAGUAUCUGGUGAUGGUAUGUUGUUUUCAGAUAUUGUCUUAACCCUAAACAGAGUGUUUAUGUAUUUAUUAUAGAGCCUUGAAUUGAAUACUGUAUAAUUUUCUAAUGUAUAUCUAGGCUCCAGUCUUCCACCUGUUCUGAUGAAUGCAUAUAAAUUACUGAAAACAGCUUUUUUAUGAGUCAGUUAUUUCAGAAUAUUUCAUGUUUGUCAAAACAAGUCCACAUAUUACGUUUGCAGCCAAAGUGUACAAUGAAGUACUGAAACAUGUCACACAGAAAUAGGAGAAAACUUGUGUUCAUCACAGUGUAGUUAAUAGUGUACCAAUGGUGACUUCAAAUUAGAGAAAGCAUUUUGAUGUUUGACUUUUGUCAAACAUGUGUGAGUGUUGUUUUUAAGACAAAAACAUCAUUCAGUUGGGCUUAAGUUAAAUAUGCACACAUAUUUCUGUUUUAAGGCUCUUCAGACAUGCUCCACUACAUUAACCAGCUGUGUCUGUUAUCUGAUGCUGAACAGGGUUUUUACAGUGGGGUUUUCAGAGCACUUUAAUUAAAAACUGCUGCCUGCUGCAGAUUAAAAUGAGUCAUAUGAGAGUAAAAUGAGUAAUUUGUGGCC